Botrytis porri is the source of this 477-nucleotide messenger RNA. RefSeq lists its product as uncharacterized. The transcript has a single exon. The record is from RefSeq and is a predicted model, not a curated record. Lineage: Eukaryota; Fungi; Ascomycota; Leotiomycetes; Helotiales; Sclerotiniaceae. The coding region runs from base 1 to 477 and encodes 158 amino acids.
AUGAAACACAUCAUUCUUUCCCAAGUCUUUCUGGGUGUUAUUUUCUACGUCCUUGGAUCUCCCCUUUCUACAUCAUUGGUUCGCUCGCGAUCAAAUUGUGGCAAUUCUGAUGUCAACACCUGCACUGUCGAAGUUUACAUCCCCGUCAACAAACCCAAUCAAAACACAUUUGAUUUUAUAGUCAAGCUUUUCGAUUCAAAUUGCGAUACAAUGUGUGGUGCUACUUUUGUACAUCGUAACACCAGAAUCACAUGGGUACCAUCCUGUCUCAAAGGUGGAAACAUGACCGUUCAAGUUCAGGGAGAUGGAGAGCUGCAGCCAAUCUAUCACAACGGCUCUCCAAUAUAUAUCGGAAUUGUGCCCGAUGGAAACGAUGUCAUAGUAACACACCGCGAUACGUUCCAAUGCCCAAAAUCAAACGCUGCUCUUGCAAUAAGAUCGGAUUCUAACUCUGAAAAAGGCUGUGAAGAGGCUUAA